This is a messenger RNA of Haliotis rubra (blacklip abalone), 1681 nucleotides long. Its product is annotated as hemicentin-1-like. The record is from RefSeq and is a predicted model, not a curated record. Lineage: Eukaryota; Metazoa; Mollusca; Gastropoda; Lepetellida; Haliotidae. Bases 318 to 1355 code for a protein of 345 amino acids. The transcript has 6 exons.
ACACAUAUACCCGGUCGCCCAACACUAUAUGUGACGCACGACCUAUUUGAUUUGAGUGACAUGUAACCUGUAGUGAAUAUCCAGGUGUUAUGCUACGUCUACACAGACACAUUAUACAAGCAACAAAGGUACACUGUCGCCUAUCAUAAUCGCUAAAUGUCUUGACACAUGACCUACUUCUCUGAAUACCCGUCUGAAUGACACACAUCAAGCCAUACAUAUCCAGCUAGCAUAUCAACACCGGAAGUAUAAUUACAUACACUGUUCACCAGUGCUAGUAUCUAUUACUUGUGUCACUAGUUUCACACACCACCAACAUGUCCAUGCUGUACCUCCGUCUUAUCUUCACAGUUGGGACUCGACUGGUGGACGUUCCUCACAAACAACGUGUUUCUGCCCAGAACUAUCAGCUGACGUCAUCAUGUGGAGGUUCUGUGGAGGCAGGAGGGAACUGUACUCUGAUGUGUUACACAGGAGACGCUUCACAUGCAACUAUACAGUGGCAGAAUGGAACUAUAUUAUACAGCGUAAGCCAGGGUAGCUGCAGCUCCACCUCCCCCUCUCUCCCAGCUGACUACACCACCUCCUGCCACAGCUCCACCAACUACACCCUCACCAUCAACAACGUCGUGUACGGCAGGGAUAGAUUCAGAUGGAGGUGUGACUAUCAGUUUGGAAGCAGAGCCAGUAACCAGAUACAGAUGGAUGUUCUUGUUCCUCUGAACAGUGUUAGCCUUACUAGAACUACUACAUCUAUCGCCUGCGUCGCAGUCUCCAACCCACCACCGUCCAUGACGCUGUACAGAGACGGAACCAGAGUGGUGACCAGCCCAGCAGCAGUAGAGGGAUACACUGGCUGGACAGCCACCAUCAAUUACCAGCUAACAGGCAACAUGAGGAACUCUCUGUACUACUGCCAGGCUUCCAGCACACAGUCUAGACACAACUCUACUUAUUCCUUUCCUGACAUUGCUGUCAACAGUGUGUCACUAACAAACAUCACGUCAGCCAAUCAGGAAGUGGGAGCUGCUGAAGGUCAGCCCUUGGCCUUGACCUGUGUGGCCUCUGCCAGUUACCCUGCUGCCACAAUCACGUGGUACAAGCACAGUGUUCAGGUGGCAAGUGGGAUAUCCAUUGAUCACAUACCCCAAUCAGGCGUUGUCCAGACCACAAGUACAAUGACCUUCACCCCUGUCAGAGGUGACCUUGGUCAUACAGUCUACUGUCGCGCCACCAACAUCCACAACCCCUCCCCAGUGCAGUCUGACAGCGCCAGGAUAGGAGUAUGGUUAAGAGGACCUUCACCGCCGCCACAGAUUAUUGUGCUGCAUUACAGUCGGUCCAGAACAGGUUGAUGUGACAAAACCAGACAACUCUGUAGCUGUAGAGAACAGAAACCUGACCUUGACCUGUACUGCCUCCGCCUAUCCCAACGUGACGUUCACCUGGGACUACAGUGAUUGAACACCUGUAGAUGGCAGCACGGGGUCUGUGACAGGAUCUUCUACCUGGUGGUACCAGACUCUCACCUUCAGGCCAAACAAAAACAAGACAACCGUGAGAUGUCAGGUCAGAAACACAAGGACUUUGACAACUAAGACAGGUUCUGUGUCACUGGAUGUCAAAUAUCCCCCGCCUGUCCCUCCUUCCAUCACACAGUUUCCGGAUGUCAUGUUUGAAG